AUGGUGCGGUACAGUCAACAUAGCUCGUAUCAGUGGUAUAUCACCCAGCGGUCUGCUGAAGGCCUGAAUCUCCCUGCCCUCCCAGUGCCUGAUACCCGUGGUUACACCCCUCUUUACCUAGGCGAACGUUUUUGCCGUGCUCUUAACUGUGGAAAAGACACACCGGCAACGUCCACUAAUAACCUGCGGAAACAUUACGCUUCGAAGCACCCUGAGUUGAUUCUGAAUGCUGCGGAAGGUCGACCUACAACUGUGGAAGAAACUGCGGCAAUCGGAUUUUAUACCGCUUUACGUGAUGCCUAUGAUGCCCGGAUUGCUGCCGCGGCAGAGGCCGCCGCCCUGAAUAAACCUACUAUUCCCCGUAAGAAGGAUGGUUCUAUUCACCUUACUGAGAUGAGGAAGCAAGUUAAAGCGCUUCACGGUCAGGUUCCAUGCGAGCCUUGUAAAGAUGCGAAUGACCGAGCUGGCUGCUGUCGUCUGGAAAAUGCGACUCGAUGCGAUAACUUUGAGUACUUCGAUUCCGAUGAUCAAAGUGAGGUUAGUGACCCGCCAGAGGAGGAGAAUGAUGGAGAAGAGUAA
Penicillium robsamsonii is the source of this 579-nucleotide messenger RNA. RefSeq lists its product as uncharacterized. The record is from RefSeq and is a predicted model, not a curated record. The transcript is spliced from 7 exons. Bases 1 to 579 code for a protein of 192 amino acids. NCBI's taxonomy places the organism in Eukaryota, Fungi, Ascomycota, Eurotiomycetes, Eurotiales, Aspergillaceae.